UUCGAAGUCUUGCCGAGGCUGACACUGAAAAAGUUCGUCUCGACAGCUCCAUUAUACCAGAUCAAUGUGCAUUAACCAUGACUUAACGAACGACUCCAUCCACGAAGAUCAUUUCAUAAUCCGAUCCACAAAAAUGGAACCUCGGCAAUUACCCGAUUAGGACAGACCGCGCGGAACAGCAAGGCGGGACUUGGAAAGUGAAGACUCCAACUUCCCCUCCAAAGAUUGUCUUGACUCCUGAACCCUGCUUCGAGUUAGAAGAGCAUCCUUCUUAUCUCAGCACCUUGCAACCGCUCAAUACUACUUUCUGUGCUUGUUAGGGACUGUGUGUGCCCACCAUGGCCAAAUCCGUAACCCUGUUCGAACCCCCGCCGCUGGACCCUUUGAAGGCGCCGAUAGAGAACGUCUUAGAGUUGACCCCUGUGGUUGACGUGGGCAGAGAUGUAUUCACAAACACCCGACCCCUUUGGCAUCCCCCGGGCGCACGAGGCAUUUACGGCGGUGCCGCCAUCGCCCAAUCUCUUGCCGCCGCGAUGCGAACUGUCCCCGAUGAUUUUGCCGUCCACAGCAUGCAUUGCUAUUUCGUUUUGGCCGGCGACUCGGAAAUCCCCAUCGUCUACCAUGUCGAGCGAGUCCGCGACGGUCGAAGUUUCAUCACCCGCACGGUGCAAGCUAGGCAGCGCGGUCGACCUAUAUUCACCACCACAUUAAGUUUCAGCAAAGCCAACAGUGGCGGUCGAAAAAAGCUUGAGCAUGCCUCAUCUAUGCCGUCCGUCGCGCUACCCGAGGAGUCGGAAGCUGGUGCCAAACGGGCAUUCCAACAAUCAGGCGGCGGGCCAUUCGAAUCACACAGAGCGGGGAUUGUAAAUCGUCACUUGGCCCCGGAAGACAAAAAGGUCAGACGGUUUUUCCGGUCACGAGGGAAGAUAUCCGAUGCAGGAGGACACCGUGCCCACCUGUCCGCCCUUGCAUACAUUACCGACAGCUACUUCAUUGGCACUGUGUCAAGAGUCCACGAUAUCCCACGCUUUUCCUCGCCGGCCGAGCUCGAGAAGCUUCUCAACGCUCUCAAGAACCCGUCAGACCUGGAUGAUGAAGAUAUCGCACGUGCGCUGAAGGAGCUGAAAGAGGAAGAGACUGUGGAGCUUCGCCGUCGCCUAGAGGGCGCUUUGAGCAAGGCUACAAAUCAGGGCCCCGAAGAGCACAAGGAAGUGGGCAUGAUGGUAAGCCUUGACCACUCAAUCUACUUCCACAAUCCCUGGGCAUUCCGGGCAGACGAAUGGAUGUUCUCCGAGAUGGAAAGCCCGUGGGCUGGCGAGGGAAGAGGCUUGGUUCUUCAGAAGUUCUGGUCCAAAGAAGGAAUUCUAAUCGCCACAUGCACGCAAGAGGGUGUCGUACGGCUCAAGCAGGAUGAACCGCCACGGUCUAAGAUCUGAGAAAUGUGACACCUACAUAUUAUACCCGUCCUGCAUCUUAUAGAACUGUCAUUUGAAUAUACAAUAUUCUCUAUGUAAUUAUUGCAUACUCGACAGAUGUUCCAAUCCAUUGGUCUAUCCGUCUGCUUCU
This is a messenger RNA of Aspergillus japonicus CBS 114.51, 1566 nucleotides long. Its product is annotated as acyl-CoA thioesterase II. Gene Ontology annotation, biological process: acyl-CoA metabolic process; fatty acid catabolic process. The record is from RefSeq and is a predicted model, not a curated record. The transcript has 4 exons. Gene Ontology annotation, cellular component: peroxisomal matrix. The coding region runs from base 339 to 1436 and encodes 365 amino acids. Gene Ontology annotation, molecular function: fatty acyl-CoA hydrolase activity. Lineage: Eukaryota; Fungi; Ascomycota; Eurotiomycetes; Eurotiales; Aspergillaceae.